AUGGCACAUGGACAUCAUAAAAAGAGAAAGAGUGGACGAAAGAGCGGCGGAGGCACCCGCAGAUCCUCUUCGUCUCACGCACAUGAACUAGAAGAUGAUUACAGCGAUUAUGAAGACGACGAACGAGUGGAAGGUCGAAGAAGUAGUAGUCGACGCAAAAGCUCUCGUAAAUCUCAAUCUCGUAGCAGCCGUCCUGUAGUGGAAGAAACGCAUUCUCCAUCGCAAAGCCGGCGUUCUGGCAGUCGAAGAACCUCAUCCGCCAAGGAUUUUCCAGAAGAAGUAGUAGAUGACAGACGAUCGCACAUGCUGAAUCAACGUUCGAGCAAGAGGCAUCAAAGUUCGAGAGACUUGAAGGAAUCCAAACAGAAGCAAAAGAAAAAGUCUGCUUCUUCCCAAUCCGCACGCCACAUCUAUGGCUCCAAGGAUACACAUGUUCAAGUAGCCGAACGGGUGGACCCUCUCACCAAGAUCGAUAUGGUUAGCAAGUUGGUCGAAAACAUGGGAGAGGAUGAUCUCGAGGUCGUCAGCAAGUUGCUGAACAACUCGGACGGAAAGGGGAAGGGAAAAGGAAAGAAGACAAAGAAGAGAGAUAUGGAAGAUGAUGACAGCGAUGAGGAGACCUCGUACUUUACUAAACUGUCUUCCAAAAAGAAGUAUGCUUUGAUUGCAUGUGCCACAUUCACGGUGACUGUCGUCGUUGCGGUUUGUGUGGUCGUUUUUGGAUUUGCUCAAGGAGCCAUUAAUACAGCAAACGGAUCAAGAUCGAACUAUCCAGUGUUGGACAUCAUCAAGUAUUCUCCUCUAUUGACAGGAAAUAUUACCAUUGGUACUUUGCCAGGCGGACCGGCCGAAGAAUUCUAUCUCAAUAUCAACUUUGUCAACUUUUCCAUUUUUGAUGAAGAAGAUUUGGUGCUCUACAUUACACGGGGAUUCAACGACACAUUGAUUGAAACAAGGCAGCUGCAAACGCACUUUCGGUUUGAAAAAAUUGCACUGCUAAAAAUGCCCAUCAAGCUUCCACUUGAUUUCUUUCCAGGAGAGUUUGAAGGCAUCGUUUUGUCGGAUGAAAACGAAGCUACACUCAGGCGAAUUGAGCUGGUGCAGUCGCCACUGGAAACCAUCGACGACGAACGUGAUGCCAUGCAACCUUCGGGACAGCCGACUUCUUCCAUGGCUCCAACAAACCGGCCCAGUUUGAAUCCUACCGAACGUCCUUCGAUCUCGCCCACCCGCAAUCCGACACUCCGACCAUCUCAUGUACCUUCGAUGGUUCCGUCCAUUUCACCUUCGACAUCACCACCUUCCCAAACACCAACGGACUAUCCCACAGUCACGCCGCGACCUACGAGGCUUUUCAGCGAUGCACCUACCGAUGCACCCUCACAAAACCCCACAGCGGACAAUCGUCUGACACGCUUAGAGGAAGUUCUGACGGUCACUUUGGGGAGAUUUCCAAACCCGGCAACUUCCUCCACUCCACAAGCAAGGGCAGUCCGGUGGCUGGCAGAAGGAGGUCCUGGAAGUAACCUUAAUCUCAAGGGACCCGAGCAGAACAUUCUUCAGCACUUUGCAUUGCUGACACAGUGGUACUCGACUACUCCCAAUGAAUGGACUUCUACCAAUACCAUUGUCGACCCGUCCAAGCCGCUUUGUGAAUGGGAAGGUGUCACAUGCAAUUCAGGCCAAGGAAUUGGAGAAGAAGAAAUCGUUGCCUUGGAAUGGCCAAAGGUCAACAUGCAAGGUACAAUGGCGACAGAAUUGGGUUUCUUGACAGCUCUGACUGCCCUGGAUUUCCAUGAGAACCUUCUUCGAGGGUCUGUACCUACAGAAUUGGAAGGUCUGACGAACUUGAAAGUAUUCGACUUGGGUCAAAAUCAACUGACUGGAGCAUUGCCGAAAUUGAGCAACAAUCAAGGUGGGCUUGAAACAUUGGACUUGGGUCAAAACAUUGGGUUGUCUGGCAAUUUGGCAUCCUACAUUCCCACGCUUCCGAGAACCUUGAAACUAUUUUCAUGUGAAGAUUGCCAGUUGGCUGGAACUUUGCCCAUUCAAUUACGAUCUCUCCAAGCGCUAACAAAGCUGAAUCUCAGUGGGGCUGGAAUUGAAGGCAGUAUUCCGUCCAAUUUAGCAGAGCUUCCACAGCUAAUAGAACUUGAACUCAAGGACAACUUAUUCACUGGACAGAUUCAUCCACGUUUUGCCACCAUGACGAAGCUGGAACGGUUGGACUUUUCCAGCAAUCAAUUGACUGGUUCUGUGAUUAGCGAUCUUGGACGCCUUACGUCAUUGCGACGACUGGAUCUGAGUAACAAUGCUUUGCGUGGGGCCGUUCCCUUCAGUAUUGUUUCUAUGCGAAGUUUGAAUGUGUUGGAUCUCUCGACUAAUCAGAUUGCUGGCAACUUGCCUCGUCUCUCCGGUGCUUCCCUGAUAUCCGUGAAUGUCAACAACAACCUCGGUAUCACCGGCAACAUGGGUGUUAUAUUUGCGGAUUCUCCAGACACCUUGAAUGAGUUUGGAUGUUCGAAAUGUCAACUGACUGAUCUGACUAUCCCGAAUUCAAUUCAAAAGCUGAACUUGCGGGAAACUGGUCUUUCUGGUCCCAUUACUGCAGUGAUGAACCAGCUCCGCAUGGAGAAUCUCACCAGCAUCGAACUUCAAUACAAUGCCUUGACCGGCCGAAUUCCAAUCCAGCUCCUUUCUAAUCCAACCGUUGAAACUGUUCGAUUGAAUAAUAAUCUGCUAUCCGGUUCCAUUCCUUCCCUUGCAAAUGCUCCAUCGCUGAAAGACGUGGACUUUUCCGACAACAAUGGGAUAUUCGGCGACACUUUUACGAUUCUGAACUCCCUUGGUCCGCAAGUAACUCGAUUCAGUUGCAACAACUGUACGCUGGGAGGCGCUCUUACAGAUGCCAGCCUUGCAUCCUUGCCCAUCCUCGAAGUGUUGGAAUUGGAGAGAACUGGAUUGAGUGGACCCAUACCAAAUUCGUUAGGAAGCUUAGAGACCUUGAUUGAAUUAGACUUGAGGAAAAACACCAUGACAGGCACUGUCCCAUCGGCACUUGCAACUUCAUCGAAGAUCACGAAACUCUUGCUAGGAAAGAAUCAGUUGACGGCAUCCUUGACAAGCUUCACUGGGUCUUCUCUUGAAGAGUUAUCCUUGGAAGAAAACUUGUCAAUCACCGGGGAUCUGAAUGCAUUUUUUUCCAUCGUCUCAAAGACACUAGUUGAGUUUGAUUGUGAUCAAUGCAAAGUUCCGGGAACUCUUCCAGGAUCGCUGCUGAGGGAUUUUCCGAAUUUGAAAGUACUGAAGCUCGAGCGGGCAGGCCUCGUUGGAUCCAUCCCAACAGAGUUGGGUAGAAUGUCUCAGCUAAGCAGUCUUGAUCUCGGGAGCAACAGACUCGUUGGUACGAUUCCAGAAGCCAUUGGCGACAUCGCAACACUUUCCGAAAUUCAAUUGAAUGACAAUCUGUUGGAGGGCAAUAUUCCUGUUUUCUCAAGUCCAAUUCUAGAAGUCAUCAAUUUGAACGAUAACAUUGGUCUUCGGGGUAGAGUAGAUGCAUUCAUUGACUCCUUUCCUGCUCUGACAAUGACAGAAAUCAUGUGCGAGGAUUGUAUUCUGGAGGGUACUUUGCCACGAAGCAUUUCGAGAUUUCGAAACUUGGAAGUCCUUCGACUGGAUAAGGGCGGCAUCAUUCAGGGCAGCCUACCAACACAGCUGGCGGAGCUGACAAAGCUCAAGCGGCUGGACGUAUCCCGAAAUCUCAUCACUGGAGUCGUUCCGGCGCAAUUCCGGGACCUAAGAACUCUAGAGGAGCUUGACCUUGGAGGUAACUAUCUUCGCGGUUCCAUACCAGCCUUCCUCGGCGACUUGUCCAACUUAGAGGAGCUCAUCUUGAGCAACAAUAUAUUUUCUGGGACCGUUCCUCGUAGAGUGGGCACAUUGCAAAAACUCAAGGUUGUGGACCUUAGCGACAACGAUCUGACCGGGCCGAUACCUCCAUUCACCAGUGACUCCCUUCGGUUCCUUGAUUUGAGCGACAACACGCUGCUUGAGGGAAAACUUGAUUGGAUUCUUGGGAACUUGACGGACAAAAUACAGUCCUUUGCUUGCGAGGACUGCGUUCUUCCUGGGUCCAUUCCUUCGAAUCUUAUUGCUCGCAAAUUGAGCCUUGAGUAUAUCAAACUUCAGACUUGUGAUUUGGUGGGCACCAUCCCAAUUGCUUUUUCAAGGCUUGUCAAUUUGACGUCCCUGGAUCUGUCAGAGAAUGAUCUCGUUGGAAGGGUUCCGACCCAAAUUACUCAACUCUCAAAGCUGAAGAAGUUCGAUGUUUUCGAUAACCUGUUGACAGGCACAAUUCCGCGGUUCAGAUCGCUUUCCAACCUAGAAGCUUUGGAUCUGGGAAAGAACCAAUUCGUGAUUGAUGCCUUUACUGUAUUCGACACUCUGCCGACGUCGCUCAAGGAGUUGAUCUUUGACGAGACGCCACUUGCCGGAACCCUUCCCUACACUGGCAUCCAGGCGUUCUCCAGUUUGGAAUAUUUUGGAGUUAGGGGUUGCAGUCUCUAUGGGCGUCUUCCUCUCUUUGAUGGUUUGCAGAACAUCACCACCAUUUAUCUUAGUGAGAACACUCUAAGUGGGACCAUUCCUGCUUCGUAUGGACAACUGACCAAGCUCCAAAUCUUGGACCUUUCUACAAACGAUAUCUUUGGCAACAUUCCCAAUUUUGCCAACGCAAGAAGCCUUCGCCGAGCGGACUUUAGCUACAAUAUUGCUCUUGUUGGAAGUCCAGACAGAAUAUUCCAAGGAAUGCCCGAGUCACUGGAAGACAUUCGAUGCCAGUUAUGCGGCUUGACGGGUCCAAUUCCAGGCCAAUCCAUGUUGAGAUUCAGGAAUCUCACUGGUAUUCUCCUCCAAGAAAAUACGCUCACGGGCCAAAUUCCGACGCAAUUCGGUUCGCUCACCAAACUAAGCCGUCUAAGUCUUGGUGGAAAUGCUCUAGUCGGCUCGAUUCCAACUCAGAUUGCGAGUUUGCCAAGAUUGGAAAUCUUUGAUGUGUGGGGAAAUCAACUUACGGGAGUGGUGCCGUCCUUUGCUCAAAAUGAUGGCUUUCUCAGUUUCUUUGAUAUUGAAGACAACCUCGUUACCGGAUCCUUGUCCGGGAUUCUCCAAGCACUUCCACCAGAAUCUUUGCAAAAGUUCUACGCUGGCUACAAUCAAAUCACAGGUUUCAUCCCACCUACAAUUGCGUCCUUUCCCAAGUUACGAGUCUUUGAUAUUCGGUUUGCCACUGUUGGUGGGACACUGCCAAUGGAAAUGGCGUUCAUGAAUCAAAUGGAAGAAUUGCGGAUUGAAGGGAAUGGAAUUGGUGGAGUCUUCCCCGCGGGUAUUGCCAAUAUCAGAACCUUGGUCCAACUGGGAAUCCAUGCCAAUCGUUUCAGUGGGUCGCUCGAUGCCGUGUGUGCUGCGAAUGCCGGUAUUGUUCCCUUUCCUAUUGACAUGACGGCCGAUUGUGCUAAUCCAGUUCUUGUCUCCUGCAGUUGCUGCAGCGAUUGCUGGAUGCAGAAUACAGGAGGCUUUCCUGUCUAG
Molecule: messenger RNA, 5586 nt
Organism: Cylindrotheca closterium
Lineage: Eukaryota; Bacillariophyta; Bacillariophyceae; Bacillariales; Bacillariaceae
Source: the annotation of a GenBank genome assembly